This is a messenger RNA of Artibeus jamaicensis (Jamaican fruit-eating bat), 4350 nucleotides long. RefSeq names its product TNF alpha induced protein 3 (gene TNFAIP3). NCBI's taxonomy places the organism in Eukaryota, Metazoa, Chordata, Mammalia, Chiroptera, Phyllostomidae. The record is from RefSeq and is a predicted model, not a curated record. The coding region runs from base 276 to 2630 and encodes 784 amino acids. Gene Ontology annotation, molecular function: DNA binding; K63-linked polyubiquitin modification-dependent protein binding; cysteine-type deubiquitinase activity. Gene Ontology annotation, cellular component: cytoplasm; nucleus. Gene Ontology annotation, biological process: protein K33-linked deubiquitination; protein K29-linked deubiquitination; protein deubiquitination involved in ubiquitin-dependent protein catabolic process. The transcript has 9 exons.
AACAGAAAGAGAGAACAGAGAACUGGCAGUCUCCAGCCCUGCGGCAGGCCAAGUACGAGCUCAGAAGCCGCGUGGGCGGAGCAGCAAGAACCCCGGUGGCAGCGGGCGCGACCCACACCCCCUGCCAGCCCAGACAGCAGGCGAGCCCGGCCGGCGUCCAUGGGGUGCCGCCCGUGCCCAAGCCCAACCCAGACCCCAACCUGCAGCAUUCGCCGGCCCUGAACUGGACUUGGGACUUCGGGAGAGGAUCGCGCGGAGAGGUGUUGUGGAACAACAUGAUGGCUGAACAACUCCUUCCUCAGGCUUUGUAUUUGAGCAAUAUGCGAAAAGCUGUGAAGAUCAGAGAGAGAACUCCGGAAGAUAUUUUUAAACCUACCAAUGGAAUCAUUCAUCAUUUCAAAUCCAUGCACCGAUACACGCUGGAAAUGUUCAGAACUCGCCAGUUUUGUCCACAGUUUCGGGAGAUCAUCCACAAAGCUCUCAUAGACAGAAACAUCCAGGCCUCCCUGGAAAGUCAGAAGAAGCUCAACUGGUGUCGAGAAGUCAGGAAACUUGUGGCUCUAAAAACGAAUGGUGAUGGAAACUGCCUCAUGCACGCUGCGUCGCAGUACAUGUGGGGUGUUCAGGACACAGACUUGGUCCUGAGGAAGGCCCUCUUCAGCACUCUCCAGGAGACGGACACACGCAACUUUAAAUUCCGCUGGCAGCUGGAGUCUCUUAAAUCUCAGGAAUUUGUGGAAACGGGGCUGUGCUAUGACACCCGGAAUUGGACUGACGAAUGGGACAACCUUGUCAAAAUGGCCUCCACAGACACACCAGGGGCCCGCAGUGGCCUUCAGUAUACUUCGCUGGAAGAAAUACACAUAUUUGUCCUCUGCAACAUCCUCCGAAGGCCAAUCAUUGUCAUUUCAGACAAAAUGCUGAGAAGUUUGGAAUCAGGUUCCAAUUUCGCGCCUUUGAAGGUGGGCGGAAUUUACUUGCCUCUCCACUGGCCUGCCCAGGAGUGCUACAGAUAUCCCAUCGUCCUUGGCUACGACAGCCAGCACUUUGUACCCCUGGUGACCCUGAAGGACAGUGGGCCCGAAAUCCGAGCUGUUCCACUUGUCAACCGAGAGCGAGGAAGAUUUGAAGACUUAAAAGUUCACUUUCUGACAGAUCCUGAAAACGAGAUGAAGGAGAAGCUCUUGAAAGAAUACUUGAUGGUGAUAGAAAUCCCCGUCCAAGGCUGGGACCAUGGCACCACCCAUUUGAUCAAUGCUGCAAAGUUGGAUGAAGCUAACUUACCAAAGGAAAUAAACCUGGUAGAUGAUUACUUUGAACUUGUCCAGCACGAGUACAAGAAGUGGCAAGAGAACAAUGAGCAGGGGCGGAGAGAGCUGCACCCUUUGGACCCCUCCAUCCCCCAGCUGUCUCUCAUGGACGUAAAAUGUGAAACACCCAACUGCCCUUUCUUCAUGUCUGUGAACACCCAGCCUUUGUGCCAUGAAUGCGCAGAGAGGCGGCAGAAGAACCAGAACAAAUCCCCAAAGCCAAAGUCCAAGCCAGGCCCUGACGUGGUGCUUGGAGCCUCUCGAGGUGAGGCCUACGAGCCCACAGCCUGGAACCCCCAGGAGCCAGCUGGGGGGCCUCAUUCUGCCCCUCCGACAGCACCCAGCCUUUUCCUGUUCAGCGAGACCACCGCGAUGAAGUGCAGGAGUCCUGGCUGCCCUUUCACACUGAAUGUGCAGCACAACGGAUUUUGUGAGCGUUGCCACAAUGCCCGGCAACUUAAUAUGGGCCACACCUCAGAAAACACGAGGCAUUUAGAUCCCGGUAAGUGCCAGGCCUGCCUCCAGGACGUCACCAGGACAUUUAAUGGGAUCUGCAGCACUUGCUUCAAACGGACUACAGCAGAGCCCUCCUUGAACCUCGGCUCCAGCAUCCCUCCUUCCUGUCAUCAGAGAUCUAAGUCGGACCCAGCGCAGCUCAUCCAGAGUCUCUCCCCUCAUUCUUGCCACAGAGCUGGGAGUGAAGCCCCCUCUGGCUGCCUCUCUCAGGCCGCACGGACUCCAGGGGACAGGACAGGGACAAGCAAGUGCCGGAAAGCAGGCUGCAUGUACUUUGGAACUCCUGAGAACCAGGGCUUUUGCACACUGUGUUUCAUCGAGUACAGAGAAAAUAAACAUUUUGUUGCUGCCUCGGGGAAAGUAGGCCCCACAGCCUCCAGAUUCCAGAACGCAGCCCCCUGCCUGGGGAGAGAAUGUGGCACCCUUGGAAGCACCGUGUUUGAAGGAUACUGUCAGAAGUGUUUCAUUGAAGCACAAAAUCAGAGAUUUCAUGAAGCAAAAAGGACUGAAGAGCAACUGAGACUGAGCCAGCACAGAGACGUGUCCCGGACCACGCAGAGUGCCUCCAGGCCCAAGUGCGCCCGGGCCUCUUGCAAGAACAUCCUGGCCUGUCGCAAUGAGGAACUCUGCAUGGAGUGCCAGCACCUCGGCCAGAGAGUGGGCACUGGGGCCCACCGGGCUGAGCCUCUUCCUGAAGAGCCCCCCAAACAGCGCUGCCGGGCCCCCGCCUGUGAUCACUUUGGCAACACCAAGUGCAAUGGCUACUGUAAUGAGUGCUUUCAGUUCAAGCAGAUGUAUGGCUAACAUGAAACAGGUGAGCUAGCCCAGCCGUUAGCCAACAUGGUGCUAUACCCUAAACACUCUGGUGCCACUGGAGGGUCGGUCCCUGCAACAGAAGACUCGAGAUUGUCUUUGAGAAGGAGAGGAAAGAUAAGUUCCUGGUCGUGGCCUUGAAUUUGGUAACUGGAGAACAUUCCCCAGUGGCCUUGGAGCAGAGCUUGUGACUGGCAGCAGACUGUCUCCAGUUCAGCCUGCGGCUCUGCCUCCUCUCCUACAAGCAGAAGGCCAGGAGCUUUAUGGAGUUGGAGUGCGUGUCAGGACUGCUUCGUCAUCUUUCAAGACAGAGUCAGAGCCACUCCACCCGCCUCGCUGCCAUGGCUCAGAGGCAGGAAGCUGAAUCCGCAUGGCCCCCAGGCCCUCUGUGAGCAGGCCUUGGCCCAUGGGCCCUCUGUGAGAAGGCCGGGAAGCUCAGGGAAAACGGACGUUUUCAGAGUGUCAGUAGUUCGUGGUUUUUCCUUACCUGCCUCAUUCCUUUCUCGUGGACUGUGAUUCUGAGGCUGCUGAGACUAAGUACAUUCUGUAAAGCAAACCAGCUGCUCUUUACAAUAUGCACCUUGUAAAAAUUAGAAUAUUUUAGUGGGAAGAUGUGUAACUCUUGGUUAUCACUGUCUUCACUUCCAAAGAGGCUAAGUUGAACUGAGGUGUGCAUAAAUAGUGUGUACAUAUAUAAUGUACCCUUGUGUAUAAGGGUUUUUUGUGUUGUUUUCCACCAUGUCGAAAUGCUGCCCUAGAGUAAGAAGACCGAACAAUAAUAACCUAUUUUCUGGUUGUUGUUGGGGCAUCACCUGUGUGUACAGCCUUCAUGAACUCAACCUGCUACCUUGGUAAAGGCCUUGUGUCGGUGGAGUUUACUUUAUUUAUUUUAUUGCAGACUUUAAGGUUAUUUAAAUGAAGUUGUUUCUUCUGCUCCAGGGCAAAUACUGUUUGCCGUGAGCAUGCUGCGCAACCGGGCAAGUUCCUCACGGCAGGGGAGUCAGCCUGUCUGAUGCACUUUGGUUGCCUUCCCUGGGAAGAAAGGAAUUGCAGCAGUCGUAAAUUUAUUAAAAUCCAUGUUUCUUCCUAAUGAAACUUUGGCCAGACCCAUGUCCCAGCCACAGUAUAUAAUUGUCUCCGACUAUUCUACCUCCCUAGAGAGAACAUUGGAAAGGAGCAGGGAUGGGAUUAGAGAAGGUCCCAGAGUGAGAUGUGGCCUUUGAUGGUGGUUUUAUCUGCUGUGUUAAUGCUGGGUCCUGGGGUGCAAGGCAGCGGUCUUGCGUCCAGUGACACCGUAGCUUUGGGACGGCAAAGCCCUGUAACCAUGAGCAUGAGGAAGUUUCUUUCUAUCCUUGGCCUGCAGUCUCCCUAUGUGCUUUAUGUCGCCGUCAUGCUGAUUCUAAAGAACAGAGGAGAGGAACACAUUGUCCACAGAGGUCUGGACUUCUGACAGGAGAAGACUGGCAGUCUAGAACUCUACAUGGUCUUCCGUGUUUUCAUCUAUUUCCUUUAAGGUUGAUAUUUUAAUAUUUUGUGUAUAAAUAUUCUCAUGCUUAAUGUGAAACAAAUGGAAUUAUUUAUACUUCUUAUAGAAAACAUUUGGAAUUUGCACAUUUAGUUAUCCCGGUAGAAUUGUUUACUCCAUGGUUUAUUAAAAUUUCCCUAAAUAAUUGUAACUUUCCACAAAAACCAAUAUUAAAAAAUAAAUUAU